GAUUGUCCAGAUAUUGUUAUUGAUGAAGCUGGAAUAAGGGAACUUAAUUCCAAAAAGCGUGCUUACCUUUCGCCACCCUUCAGGCGAGGAAAUUUUACUGAGCAUCAACUCAAUCUCAAGAUUCAGGAGCAGAAGCAGCGUAUUCGCCAAAUGAUGGACUCCGAGCUAUCCCCAAGUAGCACGGGUAGCGGAUCUAUCAAUUUGCCAUGGGAGGAAGGACUUGAUGAACAUAACUCUGAAGAUAUCCUUUGUCCAACCUCCGCCUUACCAAGUCUCGAUGACUCCACUAUUCCUGCAUCGAUCUCUCCUACCAUCGGUCUUAGUGUUAGCCCAUUGCCCUCUUCUUCGCCUCUUGGAAGUGAUCCGUCUAAAAGCUUUGAUCUGGGCGAGUUACUUUGGCAAGACGCCCCACCUUCUCCUAACCCCAAUUCCUUUGGUGCACAUUUAUCUCCCAGUUCAUCCCUAAGACUGGUAGACAAGAGAGAGGCUUCUAUUAUCAGUCGGCAACCUAGUCUCUCAACACCUAUGCCAAUGAAGGGUAAGUCCGGUUGCCUCAAUAUUUGCCUUCAUGCAACCUAA
Messenger RNA from Protopolystoma xenopodis, 579 nucleotides. Lineage: Eukaryota; Metazoa; Platyhelminthes; Monogenea; Polystomatidea; Polystomatidae. The record is from the annotation of a GenBank genome assembly.